Messenger RNA from Drosophila takahashii, 1954 nucleotides. It is a transcript of the gene SmydA-4, whose product is annotated as SET and MYND domain containing, arthropod-specific, member 4. Gene Ontology annotation, molecular function: protein binding. The record is from RefSeq and is a predicted model, not a curated record. Lineage: Eukaryota; Metazoa; Arthropoda; Insecta; Diptera; Drosophilidae.
UCGAACAACGCGUGGCCAGAAGUUUUAUUUAUUUAUUUUUACUUAUUUUACUGUCUGUUUUUUUUUUGUUUUUCUUUUUACUGCAAUCUGCUGACACAAUUUAUUCGACGCGAUUUACAGGCACGAUUAAUUGACGAGUUGUUAAACAUAUCUAUUAAAUGCGAGCGGCCUUUUAAAUAACUCGUGUGCACCGCGUAAAAAUUAUCAAUUAAAAUCAAUUAACAAGCAGCGUCGGGCGAAAUAAUAAAUAAAAUAAAAUAAAAUCAAAUUUAAAUACAAAUAAAGCGAUGCCGGGAAGAAAAAAAAAUCACCACAAGAACAGCAACAGAGCCAAAAACCAGAGGGGUCAGCAGUCGAGGGACAAGCAGGAGCAGCCGGUUAAGGAGGAGGAGGAGCAGGAGGAGGAGGCUGCUCCGUUUCGUGUCGCCCAAUCGGAGAUAUAUGGCCGAUAUCUGGUGGCCAGCCGCCAGCUGGAGGCCGGUGAGACCCUCAUCCGCGAGGAGCCGCUGGCCAUUGGGCCCUGUGUGAGCGGCGAUCCCGUGUGCCUGGGCUGCUAUCAGCCGGUGACCCUGAAAACGGACCAAUACCGUUGUUCCCACUGCGCCUGGCCACUCUGCGGCGCCAGCUGCGCGGGCCUCAAACGCAAGCAUGGUCACACCGAAACCGAGUGCCAACUGUACGCCGAACGGCGGGCGGUCGCCGGCGAACUGCUGACGGAUCGCGCCGGUCCGGCGGAAGUGCGCGACCUCUACGAGCUGGUGAUGAUCGUGCGCAUCCUCCUCCUGCGCCAGCACGAUCCGGAGCAGUUUGCGCUGAUCGCCCGCAUGGAAUCGCACACGGAGGAGAGGCGACUAAAUGCCGUGCUGUGGCGCCACUACGAGGAGAAGGUGGUGCAGCGACUGCGAGUCACGUGGAAAUUGGAGGACUUGGAGGCGGAGCAGGUGCACGAGGUGUGCGGCAUCCUGGACGUCAACUGCUUCGAGAUCGGCCAGAAUGGCGCCAAGGCGCGGACGCUAUAUCCGAGCGCCUUCCUGCUCGCGCACGACUGCACACCCAACACGGCGCACACGGACGACCCCAAGUCCUUCGGCAUCCUGCUGCGCACCUCGCGGCUCGUGCGCGAGCGGGAAGCGCUGACGCUCAGCUAUGCGUACACGCUGCAGGGCACCCUCAAGCGGCGCGCCUUCAUGCACGAGGGCAAGCUGUUCUGGUGCCGCUGCCGGCGCUGCGCCGAUCCACGCGAACUGGGCACCGACUGCAGCGCCCUCGUGUGCGCCACCUGCCGGGCGGGAUCGGUACGGCCGGUGGAUCCCCUGGAGCAGACCGGCGACUGGGCCUGCGAUCGCUGCUCCCACCAAAUCGGGGCAGAGGAUGUGGAGCGAAAGCUGGACCGCAUCAACGAUGACCUGGAGGCCAUCGAUGUGCACGACAUUCCCGGGCUGGAGAACUUUCUCCUAAGAUAUCGGGAUGUCCUGCGACCGAACCACUACCUCCUGCUCUCCGCAAAAUAUUCCUUGUGCCAGAUCUACGGCCGCAUCGAAGGAUAUUUGCUGCCGCAAAUGUCGCCCGAGGAUAUUGCCCGCAAGGAGCGCUACUGCCGAGAGUUCCUGGAAAUAGUCGACGUACUCGAUCCGGGACUAACGCGUCUGAGAGGACUCAUCAUGUACGAGCUGCAUGCCCCCGUCAUGGUCCUCGCCCAGUCGGCCAUCCAAAGUGGACAGAUCUCACGUCAGGAGUUCCAGCGGCGACUCAAGGAGGUCGUCAAGCUGCUCCAAGUCAGCCGGGAUAUCCUGUGCCUGGAACCCGAAGGAUCCACGGAAAACGAAAUGGGUCUGGCUGCCGCCGAUGCCCUCAGCAAAAUGGGCUGCUAGCCACCGCAACUAUUUGUAAUUUAACUGAGUUUACCCUAAAGUAAAAAUGUAUCUCAAAAUAAAAAUAACAGAAGGCUUUUUAU